This is a messenger RNA of Juglans microcarpa x Juglans regia, 555 nucleotides long. Its product is annotated as secreted RxLR effector protein 161-like. The record is from RefSeq and is a predicted model, not a curated record. NCBI's taxonomy places the organism in Eukaryota, Viridiplantae, Streptophyta, Magnoliopsida, Fagales, Juglandaceae. Bases 1 to 555 code for a protein of 184 amino acids. The transcript has 2 exons.
AUGAAGGAUUGUUCACCAAGUGUAGCUCCCAUUGUGAAGGGUGAUUGGUUCAAUCUAAACCAGUGCCCAAGGAACGACCUUGAGAGGGAACAAAUGAAGAACAUUCCAUAUGCAUCUGCUGUCGGAAGCCUAAUGUAUGCUCAGGUCUGUACAAGACCUGAUAUUGCAUUUGCUAUAGGAAUGUUGGGACGAUAUCAGAGUGAUCCAGGUUUAGACCACUGGAGAGCUGCAAAGAAAGUAAUGAGGUACCUUCAAGGAACCAAAGAAUACAUGCUUAUGUAUAGACGAACGGAUAAUCUGGAAGUAAUUGGCUGCUCAUAUUCUGACUUUGCUGGCUGUAUUGAUUCACGCAAAUCAACAUCCGGAUACAUAUUUUUGAUGGCCGGUGGAGCUAUAUCAUGGAGGAGUGUCAAACAGACUUUGACUACCACUUCCACUAUAGAAGUCGAGUUCGUCUCUUGUUUUGAGGCUACUUCACAUGGUGAGUGUGGACCAAGUGGGAGAAUGUUGACCGUUUCUCACGGAGACGUAUGUGAGAACGAGUCUAUCACUUAA